AUGGGCACCAUCCCCUACAGCAGCUUUAGCCAUUGUUGGAUCCUUAUUGCUCAACAUUGGUCUAUACGAUUCAAGACCUUAGUCCAAUAUAGUAGGACUAAGCGUUUGGCACCUGGGAACUACUGUCGAGUUACACCUCCGGAACAUCAAGGGAAGGCUGAUAUAGUACCUCUCAAAAGGAGUCAUCAUAAUGCCGACUUUACAUUGUACUUUGUAUUCCAAAGACGUAAAUACUGUGUAGAUGAUACUACUGGGGAGGUGCAUAUGCUCAUCUGUCCAAUGAAUCUACCUAUUCAUAAAUAUACUAAUGAGACUUCCUCGACGAAAGGGUUAUCAGAGGACGAAGUCCAACGUAGACAGGAUUUAUAUGGUCUUAAUAAAGUCGACAUACCAGUACCACCUUUCUAUGUUCUUUACAGAGAUCAGAUAUUAAACCCAAUACCUAUAUUCCAGAUAUUAUGUUGUCUACUAUGGAUGAUGGAUGAGUAUUGGAAAUAUACUAUCUUCACCUUUUUAUCGAUCUUUGGUAUGGAAGCUGGUACUGUAUUCCAAAGAAGGCGUAAUUUAUUAACAUUGAGGAAUAUGGCUGGUAAAAACAUAAUACCGAUAUCUGUAUUAAGAGAUGGUAAAUGGAUGAGUAUUAUGUCGGAUCAACUUGUUCCUGGAGAUCAUACUACUAAUAAUAGAGGAGAACAGGUUGUUAUGAUACCGUGUGAUUGCCUUAUAUUACAAGGCAAUGCUGUUGUUAAUGAGGCAUCAUUAACUGGGGAAUCUGUACCACAAUUGAAGGAUGAGAUUGAUACUAGUGAUGAUGAUGAUAUAUCUAGAAUAUUGGAUAUGACUGGUAGAGAUAGGAUACAUAUACUAUUCAGUGGUACAUCAUUAUUACAAGCCACUAAUUGUACAUGUAUAGUAUUAAGAACAGGGACACAAUCAGCUCAAGGAGAGCUUACUAGGAUGAUUGAAUUCUCUCAACAAGAUGUUAGGACUGAUAAUAGGGAUACACUUAAGCUACUAUUACUAUUACUAUCAUUCGCAUUGAUGGCUGUUGGUUAUGUUAUCAAUCAGAGGAUAUCUGGUGAAGGUAGUAGUAGCUAUAAGCUACUACUAAGAUGUGUUAUGAUUAUCACUAGUGUUGUACCACCAGAAUUACCUAUGCAGAUGUCGUUAGCCGUGAAUACAGCUUUAAUGGCAUUACAUAAGAUAGGAGUAUUCUGUACAGAGCCUUAUAGAGUUCCUAUGGCUGGUACUAUCACACAUUGUUUCUUUGAUAAGACUGGUACACUUACAACUGAUCAAUUAUCAUGUACAGGGGUUGUAACAAAGGAUACUACUCGUAUAGGUCUAGGGGCUAAAUAUGUUAUUGCUGGAUGUCAUUCUCUUAUAUCUAUCAACAACAACAACAAGAAGAAGAAUAAGACCAAUAAGGAAGAACAAUCAGGGGUUAGUAAGAGUAGUGCGGAACUAUUGGGAGAUCCAGUAGAGUUGGCUGGAUUACAAGCUUUACAUUGGUUUUAUGAUAGUGAUAAUAAUACUUCUGGUCCAAUGAGUAGUGGUAAUAAGAUGACCCCUAAGCUCAAGAUUCUCACACGGCAUCAUUUCUCCUCUGCAUUACAGCGUAUGAGUGCUGUAAUUGAGCUUAUUAAUGAGCAGCAUAAGAAGAUAUGUGUAGUAAAGGGAUCACCAGAGACUAUAUUGGGUAUGUUGAAGGAUGCUCCUGAUGGAUAUCUAUCAACUUAUCGUACACUUGCUAAGAAGGGUAUGAGAGUAUUAUCAAUGGCAUUUAAGGAGGGAUCGUCUGAUUGUGAUAAGUGGCCAAGAUCACGUGUAGAAGCUGAUCUUGAGUUUGCUGGCUUUAUCACAUUUGCUUGUGAUCUACGUAAAGAUACUGCUACUGUCCUUAAGGCAUUGACUGAUGCUAAGAUGCCGUGUAUAAUGUUGACUGGUGAUUCAGCAUUAACAGCAGCACAUGUUGCUAAUGAGAUUGGUAUAUUUGAUAAUGAUGGUAGUAAGCCUAAGUUGAUGUUAACUAACGAGAGAGUAUGGGUAAAUAUAGCUACUGAUGAGGUAUAUACUACAUAUACACCGUCCGUUGAUGCAGUGAAACAACUUGCUAGUAGUGCUGAUCUCGUUGUUGGAGGUGAUGUAUUAACCCAAUUGGAGGAGGAGGGGGAUAAGACACUAUAUAAUACAGCACAUUAUAUCAAGGUAUUUGCUAGAGUAUCACCACAACAGAAAGAAGAGGUAGUGAGGUUGGUUAAGAAGGUCCCUAAUGAGAAUGCUGUUAGUGGUGAUAAUAUGUUACAUCCUCUUAUGUGUGGUGAUGGUGGUAAUGAUGUUGGUGCUUUAAAGCAGGCUGAUGUUGGUGUUGCCCUUUUAUCGGGCUUUGGUGACUCUAAUGCAACAUCAUCAUCGAGUAAGCAAGAAGCCACUGAUGAUGGUGGUAAGCUAUUGGAAGGAGAGGGAACAGCAGAGGAUAAGUUGGAAGAGGAUCAAAAGCUACUAGCUAUGAGAGAGAGACAAUUAGCAAAGGAGUAUAAGACUGAGUUUAAUGCUAGGAGACAAGUUGUGAUGCAGAAUCAACAAGCAUGGUUCCAGGAAGAGCUUAAUAAGCUUACUAAUAAUAAUGAAGGCAAUGUUGGCUUCUCUACCUACUUUACAGCAAUGAAGAAUUCCUCAGCUAGGCUAAGAGCUGAGCUUACUAAGGUACAAAAGGAGUUACAACAGAAGUAUGGUGCUAAUGCAGCUUGGGGGAGUGGCAUGAAUAAAGGCGGUGGUGGCAUGAUGGCUUCUAUCAUUGAGAAUGCUCAGAAACAGAUGCAAGAUGCAGAUGCUGGUGGACAACAACAACAAGAGGGUAUGAAGCCUGUAGUACAGUUAGGGGAUGCAUCAGUAGCUGCACCCUUUACAUCAAGGGCACCUAGUAUAAGGAGUGUUAUACAGAUUAUAAGGCAGGGUAGAUGUACAUUACUAUUAAAUGUACAAAUGAUGCAGAUAAUGAUGCUUGAUUCUAUGGUCAGCGCAUACACAUUAGCUGCUGGAACCAUUGAAGGUGGUAAUGCUACUGAGCUACAAUUGAUAUUCUCUGGUAUAUUAACAAUGGUGGCGAGUAUUGCCUUUAGUUAUGCCAAGCCGGCUGAUAGAUUAUCGGAUGUAUUGCCAAUACGAUCGGUAUUCCAUCCUGCGAUAUUCCUAUCAGUGAUGGCCCAAGUAGCAGUGCAUCUAUAUGUCCUUGUUAGAGCUAUGGAUUUGGCGAAGACAGCUAUGGGUAGUAGUAGUAGUAGUAGUAGUAGUAUACCAUAUAAGCCAAAUCUCCUCAAUACAGUAAUGUUCCUAGUGAAGAGCUCACAACAAGUAGCCGUACUAGUGGUCAACUAUAAGGGCCGUCCCUGGAUGCAAGGUUAUCUCGAAAACCGUGCAUUAUUCCUCUCAGCAUUUCUCUGUGGUGCUGGCUUAUUUGUAUUAGCAUCUGGUGUAAUACCAGUCCUUAACCACUUCCUAGAGCUCAUGGUACUCCCUGAUGACCUUAGGAAUAGCGUCCUUGGUAUGUUAUUAGCAUCAACAGUUGGUAUAUUCCUUUUGGAUAGGAUAAUACUAGCUAUAUUCGUCCCUAAGGUCUUUUAUGCAUCAACAAUAAAGCCCCUACUUUCUACUAAGCCUAGGGAUUUUAUACCACUACUUAAGACUAUGGUAUACGUAUCUGGUGGCCUCUUGAUAGUACCCAUAGUACUUAGUAGCCCAUUGUUGAUGAUUGGUGCAUUCUGGGCUUAUCGGAAAUAUAAGGGGAUGAAGGAACAGAAGGAGCAGGAGCAGCUAAUGAAGAUAGAUGAACAGAGGAAACAGUUAAAGAAGGGUACCGAUAAGAAACCCAUUGCUAACGAGUAA
Perkinsus marinus ATCC 50983 is the source of this 3885-nucleotide messenger RNA. RefSeq names its product cation-transporting ATPase 13a1, putative. The record is from RefSeq and is a predicted model, not a curated record. NCBI's taxonomy places the organism in Eukaryota, Perkinsozoa, Perkinsida, Perkinsidae. Gene Ontology annotation, cellular component: membrane. Gene Ontology annotation, molecular function: nucleotide binding; P-type transmembrane transporter activity. Bases 1 to 3885 code for a protein of 1294 amino acids. The transcript has 32 exons.